Molecule: messenger RNA, 792 nt
Organism: Glycine soja
Lineage: Eukaryota; Viridiplantae; Streptophyta; Magnoliopsida; Fabales; Fabaceae
Product: expansin-A11-like
Exons: 3
Coding region: 4-762 (252 amino acids)
Biological process (GO): plant-type cell wall organization
Cellular component (GO): extracellular region
Source: RefSeq, a predicted model, not a curated record
GUCAUGCUUGUUUUAGUCAGCUUCCUCGUAUUAUGCUGUUUCACAAUUAGCAAUUGCGGCUUCUCUCCUUCUGGGUGGAACAGUGCCCAUGCCACUUUUUAUGGUGGUAUCGAUGCCUCUGGGACAAAUGGAGGAGCUUGUGGGUAUGGGAAUAUUUUUUCAGCAACAGGUUAUGGAACUGAUACGACAGCAUUGAGUACUGCCUUAUUUAACAAUGGAGCUUCAUGUGGGGAGUGCUACAAAAUCACAUGCGAUUAUCGAACAGACCCCAAAUGGUGCUUAAAAGGAAAAUCAGUAAUCGUAACCGCCACAAACUUCUGCCCUCCCAAUUUGUCUUUGUCCCCCAACAACGGAGGGUGGUGCAAUCCACCUCUCAAACAUUUUGACAUGUCUCAACCCGCAUGGGAAAAGAUUGCUAUCUAUAGAGGAGGGAUCGUGCCCGUGUUCUACCAAAGGGUUCCAUGCGCGAGGCAGGGAGGAGUUAGGUUCACUAUGAAUGGGAACAACUACUUUGAGCUUGUAUUGAUCACCAAUGUGGGAGGAGCUGGAUCUAUCAAAUCUGUGUAUAUCAAAGGCUCAAAAACUGGAUGGAUGGCCAUGACAAGAAACUGGGGAGAAAAUUGGCAGUCCAACGAGUAUUUGAAUGGUCAAUCUUUGUCCUUCAAGGUCACCACCACCGAUGGUGUAACUAGACUUUUCCGAGGUGUUGUUCCAGCAAAUUGGGCUUUUGGCCAGACUUUCCCUACCCGCGUCCAGUUUUAAGGCCACAGGGAUUAGAGAUUAGUGUGUUUU